Phytophthora nicotianae INRA-310 is the source of this 387-nucleotide messenger RNA. RefSeq lists its product as hypothetical. Lineage: Eukaryota; Oomycota; Peronosporomycetes; Peronosporales; Peronosporaceae. The record is from RefSeq and is a predicted model, not a curated record. The coding region runs from base 1 to 387 and encodes 128 amino acids. The transcript has a single exon.
AUGAUUCGAUACGCACUACUGUUGGUUGCGUUCGCGUACGUCGGCAGAGCGAAUACGGUUUCGGCCGUCAAGGUCGCUGGCAUGAUUUAUGCCACCGGCAAACUACCAGCAGGCCCCACCGAAAUGAAAUUCGUCUCCUCCCAAGACUCUACCAAUCCGGACAGCAAACGGUUCCUUCGACAUGAAGCUGUAGUCACCAGAAAAGAUGACAUUGAUGUCAAUUCUACCGAAGAGCGAGCUAUUAUUGGCUCGGCUUUGAAGAACGGCGUGUUCAAAAUUCUUGCAUCGCGUGGCAUUCUCCCGCAGACGAUCUAUGCGAAAUUAGGCAUUCGUAGUGGCAAAGCUCCCGCGUUUGUUCACUGGAUUUCUAACAACUAUCAAAGAUAG